GUUAUUCCACAGAACUCAAUUAUUCCAGCCAAGUUUUGCCGUUAAAACAAAAUAAAGAAAAGGCAGUCGGUUGCAAAAAUAAGAAGCAAGAGGGACGAUCCCUGGACCAACCCUUGCACGAACACAACCCCCCAAACUGACAAGCCUGCUUGCUACAAUUACAGACAGAUUGGGACAGCUGCUCCUGGGACCUGCACCCACCCCAAUCCCUUCUCUGGUCAUAGUCCUGAGCUUCAUACAUGCAGAGAGAAGAGAAGGGAAGCUAGCUGGCAACUACUCCUGAAGAGUGCACGGUGCCAUCACCCACUAGCCACAACCAUGAUGGAACUCAAAGCCAUAAAGAUUAGGGUCACCUUCUGUAUCAUUCUGGUAGGGGUAUCGUUGAUGUUGGCCGCUGUAAUGAGUGAUUACUGGGCAGUUCUGAACCCCAGAGUGGACGAUUUAAGCGAACCAUGUGAGGUGGCACAUUUUGGAUUGUGGAGACUUUGUAAAAAGAAGAUCUUAAUGGAAGCAACAGAUUCCAAACCCAAAGGCUGCGGACCAUUAAGCCUUCCAGGAGGUAGGUUCUCUGCCGCUGAGUGUUUGGUGCAAUAUGAGCAGUUUUUUUGUUGUGGUUUUUGUUUUUAGAAGUGAAACGUAGGCCUAAAUCUCAGAAAGGAGACAUUCAGGGAAAGCAAAAUGUACCACGUCUUGUAAUCCUAAUAUGACUCGAGUGCUCGGACGUAGAUUUUAUAGUAGUAACGAGUAAACAGACUUGCAAAAUGUUUGGACAUAACAGAGUUCGGAGGGACAGAACCUCAAUAUUGUAGGAUAGACAAAAAUAGUCAUGCCAUACAUUGUGAUAAAAGAAGGCGUGUGUUUAAUCAAUUCUCACGCACAGUAUCUAUUCCCAUUUCUAGGUAUUAACACAUAUAGCUCAAUUUAACAAGCAGGACUUGACUUCUGUCCAAAAACCACUCAUCUCGCUAAACUCUUCUAAUUGCUGAUAUGACGCAGUCAUAGGAGUAUAAAUGUGUUUUCUUAAUGCUAUAGUGCCCCAGUCACGUUAAGAUGACCGGGCCCCCGUUGCAAGGGUUAAAAAGGACGUUUUACUUACCUUUUCUCUCUCACAGCAUUGGUCGCAGGCAUGCAACUCCGCCUCUUUGGCUGAGAUUAUGAAAAUCGAUGAUCCCAGCCAAUCCAGCUCUUUCCCAUAAGGAAGCAUUUGCAGGCUAGUGUGCAAAGCACCAUAUUUCUAUUUCGGAGGUAGUGCCUCCAUUAUGACAGUAGCUAGAGGCAGACUAACCCUGCAGUGCAGACAUGGGGGGUGGAGACAUGGCAUUCAGACCACUUCAACUAGAUGAAAUGGUCUGGGUGCUUAUUAGCAGGGCUUGAAAAAUUUGCUUGGAAUCUCGGAGCAAGCUAAAAAAAAAAUAAAAAAAAAUUAGAAGCCAGGUUUUAUUUUUUUCUUUUAAACUAACAAAGCAUUAUUUUCAAGAACUAAAAAUACAAUUCUCAAAGAUACACUAUAGUCACCAGAACCACUACAGCCCAAUAUAGUGGUUCUGGUGUCUAUAGCCUGUCCCUGCAGGGUUUUCAAUGUAAAUACUGCCUUUUCAUAUUAAAGGUAGUGUUUACAUUGCUGGCUAGUAACAUAGCUAGUGGAAGUCACUCAGAUGGCCACUAGAGGUGCUUCAUAGGUGAGUGCUGCUGCUGCUCUCCUCUGGUAAAGUAUCACCUUGGCUGAGAUCAUCAGGACUGACCAACCACUACAAGACCGGCAUGGGAGAAUAGGUGAGUAAAAACACCUUUCCCAUGGGAUCGGAGGGGGACCAGUCACCUAAAAAGACACACACACACACACACUGAUACUAACACUCACAAAUGAUUUAGUUUUAUUUUAUUAUAAUUUAAGGCCACCAAGCCUCCCUACCUUUGAGAUCUUUGUCCCUAAGGUCCAGUGUGUGGGACGUGCGUGAUCUUCAAGCUCUUCCAGCACUGUUCCCUCACGCACGGUUUAUUGAUGACAUCAUAUUCCAGUUUCUGGCUGCCUCGGAAGGAACGGGCUGACAAAUACCCAGGCGCCAGGACAGAAUUCCUGGUCGCCAUGGCGACCUGGUACCUAGGAUUUGUCGAGCCCUGGCUUAUAGUGGUCCUUUAAAUCUUAACUUUAAAUAGAAAAUAGAUUUAAAACAUGUCUUAUUUGAAGUGUUGUGUCUGGUCAGUGCCUUACUGUGCUGGUAAAAGCAACAGGCUGCGCUAGAUAGAAAUGAAAGCUUAUAUAGGAAAUGGGCAUUAGCUGGAGCAGAGAGACUAUAUUCACAAAGGUCUCAAUAAAUUCUCCAUUCCUGGUAAACAUGGGGUAACUGAUGAUCUGGCUAUUGCUUUAACAAUUUUGUCGGAGUAAUACAAACAUUAAAACCGUAUAGAGCAGAUCUCAGGUGAUGUAUCAUAUUUCCUGAGAAUUUACUCAACAUGUACCAAAAAUCCAGGGAAAUCGCAAUGUACGCAGGUUCGACAAGGAGUAUUUAUUUCCCAGUGUAGGAAAGAAAGCUUGACGAGUCCAGCAGAUAUUAUAGCUUGAAGCACAGAGGGACAGACAGGUGUUAAUCCGUUGUGGAAUACUUGGUAAGAGAAUAGAAUAUCUGACUUAUUGGGACACUGGAGGAUACAGUUACUCCUCCAUGUUUUCUGGUAAAGAAUCAGCCCAUGUCUGUCGGUGGAGGGGACUGGAAUAUGGAGAUUAAUAUGGGGCUGAAUGGGGUUUAUCUAUCCCUUUCAUCAUAUCAUCGGGACGGCCAGCAGCACAAAGCUCCGAUGACACAAUCAUUGCUUGCUAAACACAUUAACCAGAUGACAGACAGUAUGGAGAGAUUAUCCUGGCACAAAAUGGCCAGCAAUGGUAUUAAUACAGGUUAGGAAUUAAAGUCACAGCACAGCUACAGAUUUAUAUUAUAUUAUUAUUAUAGUGUGUAACCAUAUAAAUAUUUAUACACACACACACACACAGCGUACAGCUACAAGUUUAUAUUAUACAUACAAAGAACAUCCAUUUCUCAAGUCUAAAGCAUUUCUGAGCAAAGACGACACAUAGAAUUCAAAGUUGAGUUGUGAUACCGGGGGUUUAAGCGACAGGAGUGCAGAUAAGACACAGGUUUCAUAGAGUAUAGACACCAUUCUCACAGAGGGUCGUAAAUAUCUUCUGUAAGGGUCGCAGAGAGAGGGGGGAGAGAGACAAACACAGAAAUAAAAAAAAACAACCGUACAGGAGAUUGUGCUAGAAGGGGGAGAGUUAAAAAAAACAACAUAAAAAACAUUGCACAGAUUAAGAAUGCAUGAAUUCACAUCCAUGAAUCCAGAAUAUUCAUGAAGGCCUAUAUACAAACUAUGCAUAUAUAUAAACAAAUACACACACACUCAAAUGCACAAAUAUAUAUGCCUGCACACGUAUACAUAUAUCCAAACACAAGCAUCAAUACAUAUACCUACAUAUGUACAAACGUGCGCACACAUACAUAUACACACACACACAUUCACAUAUACAUAUAUAUACAUACAUACAUACAUAUACACAUACAUAUAUAUAUAUAUAUACAUACAUAUACAUACAUACAUACAUAUACACAUAUACAUAUACAUACACACAUACAUAUACAUACACACAUACAUAUACACAUAUACAUAUACAUACACACAUACAUAUACACAUAUACAUACACACAUACAUAUACACAUAUACAUACACACAUACAUAUACACAUAUACAUAUACAUACACACAUAUAUAUAUAUAUAUACACGCACAUAAACCCACACACACAUAUAGGAAUGCACACCCACAUUUAUAUAUGGAUUUGAGUAUGGGAAAGCAUAGUCUGUACAGAAUACUUUAUAUAUUGGUAUAAUAAUAAUAAUAAUAAUAAUUAUAGACAUGUCAUUAGACAUUAGAAUGCAUCUUAACACAUAGAAACAUGAGAUAGAAGAGUAAGAGAAUGAUUGGAAUUGCGAAAGGAAAUACAAAUCACCAUUUAGUCCAAUAACAAGUUAUUACAAGAUCCUAAUUUCAUCUGUUAUUUUGCAUCGGCAUCACUGGACGAAUGCGGCAACACUAAUAUACUUAAAAAAUAUUUUUUUUUAAAAGGCCUGUGAGCACCCAGUGUUCAGCACCCAGGUAAUGUAAAACUCUUGAAGUAUUGAAUUUUGCUUUAAAAGUGACUGUCUUCGUACCACGUUGGUCCUUUAUCAUUGGUGGGAGCAGCUGUCUCCAUUAAUUCCAUUCCUUUCCCGAUAGUGAAAUUUCGGCAGAGGUAAUGGAGAGAAAGAAUUGGGUUUCUGUCUCCUCGGCUUAAAAAGGAGGAAACACACUAUUAACGCACACACCUCUGUGUACAUUUAGCCCAUUGCAGCCCAGCAAAUGUCUGUUUAUAUAUCUUAUAUAUCAUGAUUAGAAUAGAAAUUGAGACGCAAACUCAUGCUGGAUUAUCAGAGAUUUCUACCACAUGAAAUUAUAAAACGAAACAUUUCCCCAAUUUACAGCUUUGGUAUACAUAGCUAAUAAGUGUCCCUGUUUAGGAGGGACAGACCCUGGUUUGGAAUCCCUCUGUCCCUCUUUGCUCUCCUAAUGUCCCUCUUUUCUAGGGACAUUAGGUCAUACGCUACUCAUUCUACCAGUCUUCCAGUUGUGUAGCUAUUUAGCCAUCUUAGGUUUUUUUUGUUUCCACAUUCAUGUUUUUCAGUUUGCCAAUUCUUACAGUUUGUUUUAAAGGUUUAGUUUUGGAUGAUGCACCGAGACACGAGCCGUUGGCAAGAGCCAAUAUUUUCCUUACAGAAAUAGUUACAUCUAUUACAUUAUCUUACCACCAGCAUAGUUGUAGGUCUUCAACAUUCAUCGCAGGGUAACAGUAUCAUCUUGCACAAUUUUACCAAUUAAAGGACCACUAUAGUGCCAGGAAAACAAACUCAUUUUCCUGGCAUUAUAGUGCCCUGAGGGUGCCCCCACACUCAGGGUCCCACUCCCGCCGGGCUGAAGGGGGAGGAAGGGGGUUAAAUUCUUACCCUUCUCCAGCGCCGGACACAACGCUGAAAUCGAGGAGGCAGAGAAAGAAGCAGAGAGGGCCUUGACUAAGGAGGCGCAGCUCAGCAACGAGCCAACACUAACCUGGGCCUCAGUCCAUCAGGGGAUGAAUCUCUAGGCACGGCUCAAACACUCGGGAUGAAACUGCUAUGGGAAGACAGCAAUCAGAUCCUGAGACUUAAUUCGUGUCACAGAGUGUUACCUAUUCUGUGAGAAACAUGUACUGGACUGGGUCAGAGCCUGGGGCCAGUGAGGGCGACACUCUAGGGGACUGGCACACCACAAAUAUUCUGGAUAGGCAGCGCUGCGCACUUUUUUAGCAUCAGGGACUGGGCACCAUACUUCUAUUGGCCUCCAGACUCUCAUGAAGCAAAUGUUUUAUGUUCAUUUUUCAUGUGUUAUAUGCACUCAUUAUCGGUGGGCAUCAAAGGUAUUAUUCCCCUGUUACACUAUUUUUAGGUACAAUAGCGUGUUUCCUAGUUUACAUUCUCACUAGCUACCCUAACACAUUCCUAUUCUGUCAUGCUUAGAAUGGAUGGAAAGUACUUUUGAUCACUAGCUAGACAUGCUUUGAUUUGGAUCGUCCACUUUCUUUUACUUUCAAAAUUGUGCAAAUUUUAUAGUGUGCCAUACCAAAAUUGUGCAAAAUUGUGCACAGUGUGCAAUACCAAUGUUAGAAUAUGUCAAUAGUUGAUCUGAAUGCAGCUGUUGUCGUGGUCCUGCAUGCUUCUAUGUACUCACUUGCACUUCCAAAAUAAAGACUGACAAAAAAAAAAAAAAAAAAGAACUAAACCGGUUAACAUUACAAUCACAUCUUUCCAGGGUCAAAAUAGAGGAAGAACAUUUUGCAGAGAGUUAUUUCGACCCUGGAAAAACCUGGGGCGGGUUAAAAUUGCAGAGUUGUUUUCCUGACAGCCACAAAGGCGCUUCCUCUGAAACAACAGAGUGAAACUCCGUCAUGUGAGCAAAUGCAGCUCGCGCGCAUGCGCACCUGGCCCCAAAUGCUUCUCUAUGGAUUGGUCAUUUAUUGUGGACCCGAUGCAUCCACAAUGACGUCGAGGAAGGUGGAGCGGGCAGCAACACUGAGGGAAUAUUGGGGAUGGUGGGGGAAAAGGUAAGUAAAAUUUGUUAAUUUUUACUGAACACAAGGGAACCUAAAUCUAAUUAUAUCCUAGGCCACUAUAGAGUUAUUUUAUAUAUAAAACAUUUUUUUUAGAAUAUACACAGUUAUGUUACGAUAUAAAUGGCAUUUCUUACACCAAAAUAAUUGACUGAGAAUUCUUUAACUCUGCUAUAGUCACUCGGCUUUUAUUGUUUGUCUCCCAAUCUCGCUAGCGUUGCUCUGAUGUCACACUCCAACUCUGUAACAUGUUCAACGAGGAGGGCGCUCACAGAACACGUACCUGUCAUAGUACACAUUACAUAUGCUCAUUGGAAAGUGCCUGCAAUUUCAUUUGACAAUGUGACAGAAACUUUGUAAUUUGGGGGUGGGAAAUAAUUUUUUUUUUUUAAAGUCUCUAACCGCUGAUAAUAAUGCCAAAGGCGUAUUGGAACCGAGUGAGGUCAGUCACAACACAGGAGGGUGGGCUGACUGGAGGUAGGGGUUACAAUAGUGUAGCACCCCUAGAGCUGAGGACAUGGUGGCAUCCUUCAGAAUAUUGUUACUAUUUCCCCACACCCCAUCUAAUUUACUAAUCCUUUAUAUCUAGGAUACAGCUCAGCUCUUUACUAACCCUGUAUACCUGGGAUACAGCUUGACGCGUUACUAACCCUGUAUAUCUGGGAUACAGCUCUUUACUAACCCUGUAUACCUGGGAUACAGCUAUUUACUAACCCUGUAUACCUGGGAUACAGCUUGACGCGUUACUAACCCUGUAUAUCUGGGAUACAGCUCUUUACUAACCCUGUAUACCUGGGAUACAGCUAUUUACUAACCCUGUAUAUCUGGGAUACAGCUCUUUACUAACCCUGUAUAUCUGGGAUACAGCUAUUUACUAACCCUGUAUAUCUGGGAUACGGCUAUUUACUAACCCUGUAUAUCUGGGAUACGGCUAUUUACUAGCCCUGUAUAUCUGGGAUACGGCUAUUUACUAGCCCUGUAUAUCUGGGAUACAGCUAUUUACUAACCCUGUAUAUCUGGGAUAAGGCUAUUUACUAACCCUGUAUAUCUGGGAUAUAGCUAUUUACUAACCCUGUAUAUCUGGGAUACGGCUAUUUACUAACCCUGUAUAUCUGGGAUACAGCUAUUUACUAACCCUGUAUAUCUGGGAUAUAGUUAUUUACUAACCCUGUAUAUCUGGGAUACAGCUAUUUACUAACCCUGUAUAUCUGGGAUACAGCUAUUUACUAACCUUGUAUAUCUGGGAUACAGCUAUUUACUAACCCUGUAUAUCUGGGAUACAGCUAUUUACUAACCCUGUAUAUCUGGGAUACAGCUAUUUACUAACCCUGUAUAUCUGGGAUACAGCUCGUUACUAACCCUGUAUAUCUGGGAUAUAGCUAUUUACUAACCCUGUAUAUCUGGGAUACAGCUAUUUACUUACCCUGUAUAUCGGGAUAUAGCUCUGUACUAACCCUGUAUAUCUGGGAUACAGCUAUUUACUGAAUUACAUGAUUACCCAGGCUGUCUGGGGAUACAGCUAUUUACUAACUCCUGUAUGUCUGGGAUACAGCUCUUGGCCAACUCCUGUAUGUCUGGGAUAUAGCUCGCUACUUUCAACCCCUGUAUAUCUGGGAUAUAGCUCACAUUAACCCUGUAUAUCUGGGAUACAGCUCUAUACUAACCCUGUAUAUCUGGGAUACAGCUCUUUACUAACCCUGUAUAUCUGGGAUACAGCUUGGCUAUUUACUAACCCUGUAUAUCUGGGAUACAGCUUGGCUAUUUACUAACCCUGUAUAUCUGGGAUACAGCUUGGCUAUUUACUAACCCUGUAUAUCUGGGAUAUAGCUCUUUACUAACCCUGUAUAUCUGGGAUACAGCUAUUUACUAACCCUGUAUAUCUGGGAUAUAGCUCUUUACUAACCCUGUAUAUCUGGGAUAUAGCUGUUUACUAACCCUGUAUAUCUGAGAUACAGCUCUUUACUGACCCUGUAUAUGUGGGAUAUAGCUAUUUACUAACCCUGUAUAUCUGGGAUAUAGCUCGCUACUAACCCUGUAUAUCUGGGAUGUUGAAGCUCUUACUAACCCUUGCAUAUUUGGGAUACAGCUCUUUACUAACCCUGUAUAUCUGGGAUACAGCUCUUUACUAACCCUGUAUAUCUGGGAUACAGCUCUUUACUAACCCUGUAUAUCUGGGAUACAGCUCGUUACUAACCCUGUAUGUCUGGGAUACAGCUCGUUAUUAACCCUGUAUAUCUGGGAUACAGCUAUUUACUAACCCUGUAUGUCUGGAAUACAGCUAUUUACUAAUCCUGUAUGUCUGGGAUACAGCUAUUUACUAACCCUGUAUGUCUGGGAUACAGCUCUUUACUAACCCUGUAUGUCUGGGAUAUAGCUCGUUACUAACCCUGUAUAUCUGGGAUAUAGCUCGUUACUAACCCUGUAUAUCUGGGAUACAGCUCUUUACUAACCCUGUAUAUCUGGGAUACAGCUCUUUACUAACCCUGUAUAUCUGGGAUACAGCUCUUUACUAACCCUGUAUAUCUGGGAUACAGCUCGUUACUAACCCUGUAUGUCUGGGAUACAGCUCGUUAUUAACCCUGUAUAUCUGGGAUACAGCUAUUUACUAACCCUGUAUGUCUGGAAUACAGCUAUUUACUAAUCCUGUAUGUCUGGGAUACAGCUAUUUACUAACCCUGUAUGUCUGGGAUACAGCUCUUUACUAACCCUGUAUAUCUGGGAUCCAGCUCUUUACUAACCCUGUAUGUCUGGGAUCCAGCUCUUUACUAACCCUGUAUAUCUGGGAUACAGCUCUUUACUAACCCUGUACAGGGCCGUCUUUAACGCGAGGCAAACGGGGCAGCUGCCCCGGGGCCAGUUACUCUUGGGGGGCCCAAGGCAGCUUCCCCGUGGGCCCCGCUGCCCUCAACAAUUGUUUCUCCCAUGGGGCCGCCGGCCCCCACAUUAAGCAGGCCACCGGGUGGGUAUUGUAAGCAGGGGCCCGGUCACACACUGUAGCACUUUAACAGCGCGACCGGGCCCUUUGCUUUUCGGCAGCGCUGGGAGGAAGUGACGGCUGCGAGUCACUUCCUCUCACUAAGGAGAGGAGAGGAGCCGCGCGGGAGACGAAGGAGGGACCCUUGCCAGGAGAGGCAGAUCCCAACAGCCUUCAGUCUGGACACCUGGGGAACCACCUUCCAAGGUAGGAAACUUGUGGGUGGGUUUAAAAGUGUAAAUUUAUGUCAGUAUGUCUGUCAGUGUAUGUGUUUGUGUCAGUAUGUCUGUCUGUGUCUGUGUUUGUGUCAGUAUGUCUGUCAGUGUAUGUUUAUGUCAGUAUGUCUGUCAGUGUAUGUUUGUCAGUAUGUCUGUCAGUGUAUGUUUAUGUCAGUAUGUCUGUCAGUGUAUGUGUUUGUGUCAGUAUGUAUGUCAGUGUAUGUUUAUGUCAGUUUGUCUGUUUGUGUUUGUGUCAGUAUGUCUUUUAGUGUAUGUUUGUCAGUAUGUCUGUCAGUGUAUGUUUAUGUCAGUAUGUCUGUCAGUGUAUGUGUUUGUGUCAGUAUGUCUGUCAGUGUAUGUUUAUGUCAGUAUGUCUGUCAGUGUAUGUGUUUGUGUCAGUAUGUAUGUCAGUGUAUGUUUAUGUCAGUAUGUCUGUCAGUGUAUGUGUUUGUGUCAGUAUGUCUGUCAGUGUAUGUUUAUGUCAGUAUGUCUGUCAGUGUAUGUGUUUGUGUCAGUAUGUAUGUCAGUAUGUCUGUCUGUGUUUGUGUCAGUAUGUCUGUCAGUGUCUGUGUCAGUAUGUCUGUCAGUGUAUGUUUAUGUCAGUAUGUCUGUCAGUGUAGGUGUCUGUGCUUGUGUCAGUGUCUGUCUGUGUAUGUCAGUAUGUCUGUUAUUGUAUGUAUGUGUCUGUAUGUGUGUCAGUAUGUCUGUCAUUGUAUGUCUUUGUGUAUGUGUGUCAGUAUAUGUGUCUGCAUAUGUCAGUAUGUCUGUAGUGUAUGUUUCUGUGUGUGUGUCAGUAUGUCUGUCAAUAUGUGUCUGUCAGUGUGUGUGUCAGUAUGUCUGUCAGUGUAUGUCUCUGUGUUUGUGUGUUAGUAUGUCUGGCAGGGGGCAGAGUCCAGGGGCCCCAAGCAAAUGAUUGCCCAGUGUCCGGUCAAUAUUAAAAGACGGCCCUGACCCUGUAUAUCUGGGAUACAGCUCUUUACUAACCCUGUAUAUCUGGGGUACAGCUCUUUACUAACCCUGUAUAUUUGGGAUACAGCACUUUACUAGCCCUGUAUAUCUGGGAUACAGUGCGGCUAUUUACUAACCCUGUAUAUCUGGGAUAUAGCGUUUUACUAACCCUGUAUAUCUGGGAUACAGCUCUUUACUACCCCUGUAUAUCAUAUCUGGGAUAGCGCUGGUCUCCCAGGUGGAAAAUCAAGGCAGCAUUGAAAUAUUUCAGGGUACCAGUGAGGUCCAGACUCCAUAGAUUUUUAUCUCAGAAUGAUUAUCUAAAAUAGUUCCAUCCAAUAGACACAGCAAGUAAGGGUUUAGCAGAAAGCUCAGCUUGCAUGUUUGAGUCCGUUAAUUUACAGCAAUGCUAUGUUCAGAAUGAUACAAGCAUUGCUUUAUACAGGCAUUAAUUGAUGCAUAAAAGGUGCAGCAAUGAAAGAUCUCUAUUCACAAAUUCUAGAUUGGGUGCUGUACAAAGUAUGUAAUAUCAGCUCCUCUCUGAGCCCUGUACCACACACUAGACUGAAUUUAAAGAAAUCCUCAAGGGACACGUUCCAAGCACCCACGCUCCCACUUUACAGGACAUGAAACUGCUUAUUUACAGGACACCUGCUGCAUCAGGGUUUCAGAUCUGUUAUUUCUCCAUCAACCGCAAUCACUCAUCUCAGACCACAUCGGUGUUACUCAAUGACCAUGUGUCUUCCACGAAUCCACCUUCUAACUGGCUCAAAACGUAACAAACUGAGUCACUGUUAAAACUGCAAUGGAUGUUUUUACAUCUAGAUUAGAGGACAACUGCCACCCAAAACUAUUGUUAACAUAAUAAUCAUUUGGUCAAGUUCUGAAAGAAAAUAGAUAGAAAAAUUUUAAUGAAGUGUGAGAAAAUAAAAUAAAAUCACCCUUACCUUUGGUAUAUGAUUGUAUCCUUCAGCCAUAAACAUGCAGAGUUAGUCUCUAAGGUUUUCCCGGCUUCACUCCCUGCAAAGAACCAGGGAAAACCAUAGAGACUAACUGUCUGUUUUCAUACACUGUCUGACCCAAGGUGUAUGUAUAUGGCUGAAGGAUCCCGUCAUAUGCUAAAGGCAGGGACGAGGUUUUUUUCUCUCUGUUAUUCCCGUACACCUCAUUUAGAAAAAAAAAAUACAUUUGCUUUCACAACUUGGCGAUAGGAUUAUUAUAUUAAAAAAGGUUUUGAGUUGACGGUUUUCUUCUAAAUAUUCUGAUAUAAUAUCCAAACACAUAUAACUGCAAUAACUAUUAUUAACUGUACAGAAGUGAAGUCAGAACUAGGCGGUUAUAACUUUAUAACGAUACAGACUGCUACAAUCUUAUCAUUGUCAAAGCUAGGUUGCCAUAACAUUAGAACUUGUAUGUACGUAGUGGGGAAUUGCAAUGCAGCAGAAUACAUAAGCCAACCCGAAGUCAUCCCCCUUCCAAAAUAAAGACAGACAACGUAGUAUGGAUGAAACAGGCCACAGCAUUUAUUAUAACAUACGACAAAUACUGUAUUAUUUAAUAAAUUUCUCUUCAUUUCUGUAACCAAACAUUAAACAUGAAUAACCAUAAAUUAACAUAUAUAUGCAUAUAACUUAACACAGUGUCAUACAGCGAACCCAACCGUCCUUGCCAAUAAACUGACCAUGCGCCUAUGUGCGACUUCCUCUCACCUCCCCCCUCGUCAUAAAAAUCCUUUACUUCCAAUGCCCGCCAUCAGCCGACCUUAUCCACGCUCGAUGGGCACGACACCCCAGGUAACCUAAGGUUAACCCUUUGAGACCUUAAAAACCUGUUCAUCUCAUUCCAUAUACUUAAACGUAACCCCUCAAACUCAAUUGGCAAGGACAUACCCCCGGCUAGCUGUGACUAAAUAUACCAAUAGGGCGGGCGGGAGGGAAGCUGUUUGCUGGGUGGAAUCCCAAGUGGCACUGAGGUAAGACCUCCCCCACACAUUCUUACCCAGAACAUAAUCCCACCCACACAUUCUUUCCCAACCAAUCCCAUGCAUCUAUCCCCACACUCCUACAUGUGCCCUUGUCCACUUAGCGGCGCUAUCUCCCCAGGGCCUAUACAGCAGCAAAUUCAGAAUGGGAAAGUAAUAACUUUAGAACUAUAAGGAGUAAUUUCCAAAACUAGACUUUAUUUUUUUUACCUGACAGCCCUAACACAAAACUGGAGUUCCUAUUUCGAUACAUUAUUACUCUUUGCGCUGUCUGUCGGUGUUACGCAGAUAUUAUUACUUGGCAUUUACAGUUCCUCACUCAGUGACCAGAUUAAUUAACCAGACUGGCUUUCAAUGCACCUACGUACCAUCACCCCCCAAACCUACCUCUCUUCUACCUACCCUGUCAGUACUCCCGUCAUUAGACAGUAACUCCUGUCCUGUAGGGGGCGCCUGCUCUGGAUGUUAAAAUCCUUCUACCUACCUCCUGUGUCUGCAGGACUCUGGGAUCGCUGCAUUCAAUCUGGUUUGUGCAUGGCCCCGCCCCUAAUACAUAACAGUUAUCUGUGCAUGGCCCCACCCUCUGAGAUGGAACACAGUGAUCUGUGCAUGGCCCCACCCCCCUAGACUGAACGCCGCAAUCUGUGCAUGGCCCCACCUUCUCAGACUGAAUGACACAAUCUAUGCAUGGCUCCGCCCCCUCAGACUGAACACAGUGAUCUGUGCCUGGCCCCGCCCCCUCAGACUGAACACAGUGAUCUGUGCAUGGCUCCGCCCCUUCAGACUGAACACAGUGAUCUGUGCCUGGCCCCACCCCCUCAGACUGAACACAGUGAUCUGUACCUGGCCCCACCCCUCAGACUGAACACAGUGAUCUGUGUGCAUGGCCCCUCCCAGACUGAACACAGUGAUCUGUGCCUGGCCCCACCCCUUCAGACUGAACACAGUGAUCUGUACCUGGCCCCACCCCCUCAGACUGAACACAGUGAUCUGUGCAUGGCCCCGCCCCCUCAGACUGAACACAGUGAUCUGUGCCUGGCCCCACCCCCUCAGACUAAACAUAGUGAUCUGUUGGAGGGAGAGGGACAACUCAGAAAUCAAAGUUACACACACUGUUGUCACGGUUACCAUUACCCACAUACUGCGGUCUCCACUGUCCACACACAAUGCAACUAGUCAGCCAAAAUGUAAACAAAAUAGAAAAUGAGGAGAAAGGGAAUUGGAUCACCAGUCAGAUAAUAAACCCCUAUUACUUAUAUAUUGACUGCUUAGUCUAUUAUCGUUUACGGAUCUAUUAAAAUAGUGUAUAAAGAGGAAAAUAGAACAAUCCCUGAGAAAAUCUUAUUGAGAUAGAUGGGAGACACGUUCUAUUUCAGUAAAUUCCAUGAGUUGUCACAAUUAAUAAACUAAGCACUCAGUGUGAAUAGGGCUAUAUUAUCUAAGUAGUGAUCCCAUGCCUUACCAUUUUCAUUUUUGUUUAAUUUCUGGCUGAUUAUUAAAGGGAAACAGUGAGAAUUUGUGAUGUAAAUCUGGGUCUGCUCCAGUAUGUCCUGUUACCUAAAACAAUCUUCCCGACAGUCUCCAACACUGGAUUCAGAUGUCACUCUUUUACUAUUAAUAAUUCGGAACUUUCCCUAAGUAUCGAUUCUAGACGCCUUGUGGUUACCGCAAACAUUUAUCUGUGAGCAGAACACGCCAUGAUCCUUCAUUAGCCCAAUGCUCACACUCACCCACUUCUCACGAACUCCAAGGUUCGCUCCUAUGCCCCUUAUCUCGAUUACGAAGCCCUCUUCCAGUUGCCAUUCCUUACACUUAGUGCUCUCCUACCCAUAAUGCAGCUGCCGUUACUCCUAACCUUUUCUGCAGCUCCACUUUGUAAAGUACUUCAGGGACUUUAUUUUAUCUAAGAUCAUAUUUAGGGAGGCAUGUAUUAAUAACGUGCAAAAAAAAGGAUAUUAAAAAUAUAAUAAUUAUUAUUUUACUGUCAGCUAAAUUAUUAAAUCAAAACUAAAUCAGAACAAUUUUAGCACUCUGACUGACCACCACACAUAUAUAGAAACAUUUUGUGCCAAAACAUUUUUUUUAUCACACACAUUUCUAAUAAAGGAACACUAUAAGGUCAGGAACACACAUGUAAUCCUGAUCCUAUAGUGUUAAAACCACCAUUUAGCCUCCCUGGAUCCCACUAAAUAUAGAAAAUCUUACCUUUAUUCAAGUCUGCUGCUGCUGACUCUGCCCUUGAUCUGCCUGCUUGGCUGACAUAAUCAGAAAUGAUUCUCUAAGCCAGUCACGAUGCUUUCCCAUAGGAAAGCAUUGGAUUGGCUGAGACUGUCAAAGGCACAAGGCAAACACAGCCCUGGUCAACCAGUAUCCCCUCAUAGAGAUGCAUUGAAUCAAUGCAUUUCUAUGAGGAACACUGCAGCACUGCCCCAAGAAGUGCCUCUAGUAGCCAUCUGAGGAGCGGCCAGAGGAGAUAUCACUAAGCUGUAAUGGAAACACUGCAUUUUUUCUGAACCUAAAGGUAAUGAAUAUGCUAGCCAGAACAAAGCUGUAGUGGUUCUGGUGACUAUAGUGUCCCUUUAAGGAUUUAAAUGAUUGGUGCCUGGAGUACCUUGGCCCCAUCCUGUCAAAUUGUCUGCUCUUUUGGGGUACCUGUAGUCUGCCUGGUCUGUACGGAAAUGCUAAAGUAGAAAUUCAUGUUGGCAUUUGUUAUAUCAAUUUUGUGCAACUCUGGACAUUGUGCAUUGAUUAAGAAGAACAGCUGGCUUGAUUAACUGGUCUAAAAUGUACCAUCAUUUACACGGAGCACUCCAAAACAGAUAUAAAUCAGCUCCAUAUUGAAACUUUGUCAGCGCAUCAAUAUGGUUAUAAUGGAUGUUGUUUUAGACUCUACUCCCAUCACAAUGUUAGGUGAAUGAAUAACUAAAGAUGAAUCCCAGGCCCUCCAGAGCAGGAUAUACAGGUGGUCAUUUUGAGUCACCCAACCACAUGUUCCAGUAUUUCUUUUCAAAGGUUUCUAAUAUGUGUCAUCUCCUCCUUCUCCAUGAUACCAGGAGACACCUGUGACUUUCCCGUCCUCUUACCACCUGUUAUCAUUCGUCCCUUGAUCAAUGUCCAGCCAGCAGCCUGUGGGAUAUAGCGGGGGGCGUCAUAGUUCUCUCCGCAAGUUAGGUGUGUGUAUUCCUUAAUAUAACGUAACAGUGUGCAGCCCAGGUCAGAUCUCUCCGAAUCGAAGCAUGGCAAAGUAUUUCAGCAGGCAUUUAUAGCAAACAGCAAAUGGACCCAUAAACCGCUUUAAAUAAAGCAGAAGAAAAAGGUCCGUAUGUAGCACGUUUAGAUUUGGGAGGUCGUAAACAGUCAGCUGUCCUAUGUAACAGGAGCGGGUAAGUCUCGUCCCAUCCAGAGGACUCUGACUGACAGUUCCAUGUGUAAUCGCAAGGAAUGAACCUCAAUUUACCUAUUGAAUCCUGUGAAUGUGCAUUGAAAACCUCAUACCGAAUGUAUUCAUGGAUGCCACGCAAGUAAUAUAAGCCCUGGGGGCAUUACACGUGUGUAAGUUGUGAAAGCGAUGGUGGGGAGAUGUCCAUCACUGCCGAGCCUUAACUCACCCAUGUUUAUAAAUAUACAUUUAUUGGGUGCACAAAAAUAUUUCCCAUUCUCUAAAAUCACGAAGGAGAGCCAAACAGACUUCAUGGGCGAUAAAUCACGCUGCCCUUUAAAUACAGCAGUCUUUGUUGUUCUGCUGCAAAGCUACUGUGCAAAUAUUAGCAGAGGUUUAUAGAUACAUGGAACAUACUCCCAGCCAAGGUGGCAGACAUGGAAAGAAAAUCUAAUUAAGAGAGCUGAGCUAGUUUUUGUACUUUCAAUAUCUAAUGAUUUUAUGGCCUAACAAAAUGGUGUAAAAAGCAUUCACUAAAGGUGGAUUGCAGCCUUUUUGGCUUAGCUUUUGAAAUGGACUUAAAUUUCUGUGAUUAGUGAAUUAAACAGACACUAUAGGCACCUGCUUAAUGCAAUGUUUCUGAGCCAGAUUGUCCCUGCAGUGUCAGCAGUGUAAAUGCAGCCUUUUAUGAGAAAAGGCAGAGUUUACAUUGCUACCUAACUCCACCUCUAAUGGUUACAAUCAGACUGCCACGAGAGGGAACUCUUGUGUUCAAUUCUGCAAAGUUUGCAGGACCAACAAUAGCAUCUCGAUGCUGAACGCUCCCCAUAGAGAUGCACUGACUCAUGGGGACGCAUUGGAUUGUCUGAUAUUGUCAUCAUUGGGAGGACCUCAUAAUUCAAUUAGAUAGGCUUUGCAUCUGUGGGCAUCUCGGGCAGCCCAGCAAGAGCGCGUCGUUCGGCUCAGUCAUGCUGUCUGUCAGCCUGGCAUGCUCGACGCCAGGUUGACUUGCCACUUUAGUGGGCCUGACCAUUGUGGGUGUUACUAGUGACGUAGAUUGUGGCCUGUCCAACUGUGGCUCUAAUUCAUAAGUCCUAAUGUUGGCAGAAUCCUUUUUUAGCUGGUGCCAGUAUGUUGUAUGAUAUACUUCAAACAGUGUUCCAACCUGGGUUUUGUGCCUUCUUUUGGAUCAACAGCAAAAAACAGAUGUGAGAAAAGCUGAACUUGAUGGACGCAUGUCUCUUUCCAGCUAUGUAACUAUACUGACACCCUCUGCCAGUUACUGUGCAGCCUGACAAGGGCAGGGGUCAGAACGGAUCAGACGUAGAAGAAUAAGGGGACUCACACUCCUCCAGAAUCAUUUAGGCUCACUGUGUCAAUGUAUACGUCUGUGUGUGUGUGAUCGUGUGUCUAUGUAUGUGAUUAUUUGACUUUAUGCAUUGCUAGGUGAAUACCAUAGAGUUGUACAUGUAGGAGUCUGGAGCAGCCGAGACAUAUAUGAGAAGGUAGCACAUGGCCUUGAGUUUCCUACAGAAUACAAAAAUACGUAAAUAUAUCAAAGCCUACAUUGUAUUAUUACUGUAGAUAGAAGUGUCUGAACAGCCAAAUGCUUGGAAUUUAGGGAAAACACACACACACACACACACAUCUCCCAGUGUGAUGGUUGCUCGUUAGAAUAGGAAGACCGGGAUGGAAUGUGUCAGACUGAGACAGAUUGACAAAAUACCAGCUGGUGAUACAAGUAACAGCAAAGAAUGCGAGGAUCAGAGGUGCGUGAAACAAAAUACUUUGUUAACAGACAUUAUCCAUUAAGAUCAGCAAAACAUCUCCGAAAUCACACGGUCAACUGAACCCAAUCAGGGACAAACUAGAAAAAAGGGUAAAUUAACUAAGAACAGUAGUAAAUACGUGUGGAAACCAGGAUGCAAAAGGAGAGCGAACAUUUAUGUUAAAAAAAUAACUUUAGCUUGCUAAUUGCUCUGUGUGUGAAUAGUGUGGUCUCUUUUUAUUUUACAAAAAGUGAAGAUUUUUAUAGAAAUGGACACCUUUAUAAAUUAACUGUUACACCACCCCUGGCUGUCAAUCAGACAACCGGUUCUGUUACUUCCUGGUUUGUUUAGCUCACUGGAGAUAAACUCAAGAGGCAGCAUUUGCCCAGAGCACCUGCCUUACUUCUCAUUAAGCUGCAUGUGGACGUCUGUUAUUGGACAGCCACAGGAAGUCUGGGCGGGGUUAGAAGGGAAGGGUCUGCAAAGGCAGCAGACAAGAGACCUGCUGCAUUUGCAAGCUGUUUGCAGAUUUUCCCCCGAUUAAAUAAAUGCAUAAUUAAAUGCACGGAUGUUUUCAUUGCGAGUAUAUCUACUUAAUAGUAAUUUGUUUUAAAAUGUUUUUUUUUUAAAUUUUAUUUAAUAAUUAGCAUUCCUCUUAAUUCCCUUACCAUAAUCCCUCGGACUCGAUUACAGAGUACAACAGAUAGAAAGGAUUAAAAGGAUGGUUUACCAGUGUGACUAACUUGGAUAAUAUUACGCCAGCUGCAUGUUGAUUAACUGUUUAGUGAAUAAAUCCUUUAGACGAUUAAUUUAUAGACGUGUGCCAGGCACCAUAAAUACACUUACCAUUGCGAAGCCCCUUAACAGCCUAGACCCAACAUUUCACUAUCAUUUAUUAAACCAUUAAAGGGACACUCUACUGCCCAAACGGGCAAAAAAACUAGAACAUUUUAAUCACUGUUUAGUAGAUACACCCCAAAUGAAUACAUGCAUGCAUUCUCAUACAUGUACUCAUUGGGGUAUAUCUUAAAACAGUGUGCAAAGCAUGUGCGCACACACACAGCAUUCUGAUCUGAGGCUGCUGGACUUUAGUCUGAUCUGAGGUAACACUAAAGUCUUCCUUUAACCCCUUAAGGACACAUCACAGAAAUAUUCUGUCAUAAUUCCCUUUUAUUUCUGAAGUUGUGUCUUUAAGGGGUUAAAGAUUUAGCAAAUGGCAUCGCAACCCAGUUCUGUCCAGGCAUAGAUGAGGUACACUUUGCACUGGAGGAGCAGAAACAAACAUCUCCGUGACAGGUGCAAAAGACAGAGCUUAUAACAAAGAUUGACAGGGAGCAAAGACGGAGGCGCUUCGUUCAGGCACAGAGCUAAAUACAACAGUGUGGACUUUUAAAUCACCCGAAAAAAUGUUUUGGUUCAGUUGGACUGAAUUUCAUCUAAUGUACGUUUUGGUACUGACAAAAUUUCACCCAUGCAAUGAUUUUGAUAAAAAUGAUUCACACAAACCAAAUUGGUGUGAAAAUAUGCGGCUGCAACUGGAGAAAGGAGUUGUAGUGUGGGGGGGAAAUAGGCUGCAAUUGAGGGCAAGGGGCUGUAGAGAGGAGGAUAAGGGACUGUAGUAGGGGUAUGUGGUGUAAAAGGGGGCUUAGGGGUCUGUAGUAGGGGAUAGGGACUGGAGUAGGGGAUAAGGGCUGCAAGAAGGGUGGAAUAGGGGCUGUAGUUGGGGUGUUUGGGGUUGAAAUUUGGAGGAUAGGGACUAUAAUGUGGGAUAGGGCUGCAGUGAAGGUAAAGGACUGUAGUAGGGGUGUUGGAGACUGUAGUAGGGAGAGGGCAAAUGCUGCCUCGAGUUUAUCUCCAGUGAACUUAACAAACCAGGAAGUAACAGGACCGGUUGUCUGACAGCCAGGGUCGUGUAACUGUUCAUUUAUAAAGGUGUCCAUUUCUAUAAAAAUCUGCACUUUUUGUAAAAUGGCUGAUUAUAAGAGCUGUAGUAGGGAGUAUAGUGCCAGUAGUAGGAAGUAAGGGGAUGUAGUAGGGGGUAUAGUGCCAGUAGUAGGGAGUUAGGGGCUGUAGUAGGGGGUAUAGUGCCAGUAGUAGGAAGUAAGGGGAUGUAGUAGGGGGUAUAGUGCCAGUAGUAGGAAGUAAGGGGAUGUAGUAUGGGGUAUAGUGCCAGUAGUAGGAAGUAAGGGGAUGUAGUAGGGGGUAUAGUGCCAGUAGUAGGGAGUUAGGGGCUGUAGUAUGGGGUAUAGUGCCAGUAGUAGGGAGUUAGGGGCUGUAGUAGGGUGUAUAGUGCCAGUAGUAGGAAGUAAGGGGAUGUAGUAGGGGGUAUAGUGCCAGUAGUAGGAAGUUAGGGGAUGUAGUAGGGGGUAUAGUGCCAGUAGUAGGAGUUAGGGGCUGUAGUAUGGGGUAUAGUGCCAGUAGUAGGGGGUAGUAGGAGUGCCAGUAGGGUAGGGAGUUAGGGGCUGUAGUGCCAGGUAGGGUUAGGGCUAGUAGCCAGUAGUAGGGAGUUAGGGGCUGUAGUAGGGGGUAUAGUGCCAGUAGUAGGAAGUGAGGGGCUGUAGUAGGGGGUAUAGUGCCAGUAGUAGGAAGUUAGGGGAUGUAGUAGGUGGUAUAGUGCCAGUAGUAGGGAGUUAGGGGCUGUAGUAGGGGGUAUAGUGCCAGUAGUAGGGAGUUAGGGGCUGUAGUAGGGGGUAUAGUGCCAGUAGUAGGGAGUUAGGGGCUGUAGUAGGGGUUAUAGUUCCAGUAGUAGGGAGUUAGGGGCUGUAGUAGGGAGUAUAGUGCCAAUAGUAGGAAGUUAGGGGCUGUAGUAGGGGGUAUAGUGCCAGUAGUAGGGAGUUAGGGGCUGUAGUAGGGAGUAUAGUGCCAGUAGUAGGAGCUAGGGCUGCAGAGGGGGCAGUGCCGCAGUAGGGAGUUAGGGCUGCAGCAAGCAGCCAGUAGGAGUUAGGGGCUGUAGUAGGGGGCAAGCUGUAGUAGGAAGUGAGGGCUGCAGUAGGGUAUAGCGCCAGUAGUAGGAAGUUGUAAUGCAGGUGGUAUAGUGCCAGCAGUAGGAGUUAGGGCUGCAUGGGGCAGAAAACAGCAGUGAGUUAGGGCUGCAGUGUAAGCAGAAAGCUGGUAGUAGGGAAGUAAGGGAUGUAGUAGGGGGUAUAGUGCCAGUAGUAGAAGUUAGGGGAUGUGUAGGGGUAUAGUGCCAGUAGUAGGAGUUAGGGGAUGUAGUAGGGGGUAUAGUGCCAGUAGUAGGAAGUUAGGGGAUGUAGUAGGGGGUAUAGUGCCAGUAGUAGGGAGUUAGGGGCUGUAGUAGGGGGUGCCAGUAGUAGCCAGUAGUAGGGAGUUAGGGGCUGUAGUAGGGGGUAUAGUGCCAGUAGUAGGGAGUUAGGGGCUGUAGUAGGGGGUAUAGUGCCAGUAGUAGGAAGUGAGGGGCUGUAGUAGGGGGUAUAGUGCCAGUAGUAGGAAGUUAGGGGAUGUAGUAGGGGGUAUAGUGCCAGUAGUAGGGAGUUAGGGGCUGUAGUAUGGGGUAUAGUGCCAGUAGUAGGGAGUUAGGGGCUGUAGUAGGGGGUAUAGUGCCAGAAGUAGGGGGUAUAGUGCCAGUAGUAGGCAGUUAGGGGCUGUAGUAUGGGGUAUAGUGCCAGUAGUAGGAAGUUAGGGGCUGUAGUAGGGAGUAUAGUGCCAGUAGUAGGAAGUGAGGGGCUGUAGUAGGAAGUGAGGGGCUGUAGUAGGGAGUAUCGUGCCAAUAGUAGGAAGUUAGGGGCUGUAGUAGGGGGUAUAGUGCCAGUAGUAGGAAGUUAGGGGCUGCAGUAGGGAGUAUCGUACCAGUAGUAGGAAGUUAGGGGCUGCAGUAGGGAGUAUAGUACCAGUAGUAGGAAGUUAGGGGCUGCAGUAGGGGGUAUAGGGGCUAAACUGGGGAGUAAGGGGCUGCAGUACAAUGUAGGGGAUGCAAUUGGGGGAUGGGACUAUAGUGGGAGAGGACUGUAGUGGGGCAAAGGGGCUUCAAUAGGGUGGCUGGGGCUGUAGUUGACAAAAGGGGCUCUGCUUGCUCCCUCAGUCACUCUGCAGUCUCAGCCAGGUAGGUAAGAUGUCACACCUUAGGUGUAGCCAACCUGCCCCCUCCACUCGCACCAUAGACCCUCUGCAAUCUCCAGGCAGAGUAAGGUCUGCUUUGCUCACUUAUACCUCUUUCCAUCCAUGUCUCUUCUACUCCCAUUCCAUCCAUAUCUCUGUUCCUCAUCCAUCCAUGUCUCUCCGUUUCCAUCCCCCAUCCCCCCCUGCCUCCCCACCCUUCAUCCCUGCCUCUCCCCAUGUCUCCCUCCAAUCUAUGUAUCCCACCCCUUCCAUUCCCCCUUUCCCCCCUUCAUCCAUGUAUCCCUCCCCUUCCACACCCCCCCCCCACCCCCCUCAUCCAUGUAUCCCUCCAAGAGAGGGAGGUGGCUCCUUAAUGUGCAGCAUAUGGUUAGACUUUACGUCUGGUAGUCACAUGACACCUGACGCUGCUCAGCAGAGCGUGAAAGGGGAUGUCUGCCAUAUGAUGAUCUGGAGUUGUGGAAUUCGAAGGAAUGGCAGAUCUUCCAACAUUUUCAACAGGUCACAACUCAGUUGAAACCAAGUGCACAGGUCUGACACGGUUAUUCACUAUAGUGGGAUUUCUAAAUUAAUUAAGUAAAUUUCAAACUUAAGGCCAGAGUAGCAGAACUGAAAGCAUGGCUAACAGAAUUGUUCCCUUUCCGCUACCUUGACCUUAAAAUCUGAAACACAGUUUAGUAAAUAAUCCUGUGCGUAUAUACAGUGUGCUGCAAACGAGAAAUUAACCUAAGGGAGACUAUAGUCACCAAAACAACUUUAGCUUAAUGAAACAGUUUUAGUGUAUAGAUCAUGCCCCUGCAGUCUUACUGGCCAAUCCCCGGCCAUUUAGGAGUUAAAUCCCUUUGUUUAUGAACCCUAGUCACACCUCCCUGCAUGUGACUUACACAGCCUUCCUAAACACUUCCUGUAAAGAGUCAUCUAAUGUUUACACUUCCUUUAUUGCAAAUUAUGAUUUCUUUAAAAUUUCUUAUAUCCUGCUCUGUUAAUACCUUUCUAGACCCUGCAGGAGCCUCCUGUAUGUAAUUAAAGUUCAAAUUACAGAGCAAGAGAUAAAAACUUCUAAAGUAAUUUACAUCUGAUUGAAAAUUAAACCUUUUUUGUUUUUUUCGUGCAGGCUGUGUGAUUCAGACAAAAGGACGUGAUGCUAGGGCUGCAUGGACAGAAACAAAAGUGCUCUAACACCUAAAUGACAGAUAAACUGUUUCAUUAAGCUAAAGUUGUUUUGGUGACUAUAGUGGCCGUUUAACUAAUCAUGGCAGCUCUAUAGUGACCGUCCCUAUCAUCUUUCUUGUGGCUAUAAUUCGGUUUCACAUCUGCAUGUCGAAGUGUGCUCAGGAAUGCACGGUGCAUGUGAUAAAACUACAAAACACAAGUUUAUUUUUUGUACAGCUUUAAAAUAAAUGGUAAUAUUUCAGCGUGAAUGCAUUGUACCUGGUACAAAGCCAUGCUAGCCCCCCUCGCCCCCACACACCACCCGCCACCCUUUCUACAACAAAAACACAACACACGCCAACCUCAAAGCUCCAUCGCACAGAAAUAAAAUAAGUCAUAUUUAAUGCCACCAACCAGGACAGGGAAAAUUAAGAUAAACACAUUAGCAGAAAAUUUAGUUCAGGAGUCUGGCAAAACAAAUGGAGUUGAUGUGAUGCAAAGAGACAUCUUCCCCCUCGCCCCCAGCAUGCAAAUCGCAUGACGGCCCCUGAAACCUGCAAGGCCCCACGUGAGACAGCUGCCACCAGCAGAUCACAUUCCUGGCCAAUGUCAGCCUCUGCACAGGAGCUACUUUUAGAAAUCAUGUCUAAGACGAUCCAAGCGCAAUAAACAGGGAAGGCAACGGGCAGCCGCACAACGUUAAGGAACAGUUGGAAAAUCACAGAGGAACUCAAUGACUAAACAGUGAGAUGACAGCCAACAUGGGUAGUUUAUGACAAAAUAGCCAAAAUAUGAAGGCAGUUCUUUUAGUGAAAAUGUGUUUUAAAUCCCCGGGUAGAUUGUGGCACCAAAUCAUUGGAGACAGAUAGAAUGGCCAUUUCUACCAAUUCUCUAAUAAGAAGAAUUCCUACGGAAUAAAUCAGAUCAGUACAAUAUUACAAACUAGCCCCAAGUCAUGGUGUUAUGGGUGUGUGGCUUAGUCAAAGUCCUAGAGACAAUUAAUGAGACCAACAAUAUUAAGGACCACUCGUUUUACCUUAAUACAGAACAACGGCAUCGUUAUAACAAUCUGGUGCUGGAUCGUAAUGAUGCAGAAUUUAAUUUAGCACGUCCUACUCCUUCAGUCAGGUGAUAUACAAUGGAAUGUCCUAUUCAUUUAGCACUAGCCAGACUCUAUGGAAUGGGAUGUCCUAUUCAUUAAGCACUAGCCAGACUCUAUGGAAUGGGAUGUCCUAUUCAUUCAGGACUAGCCAGACUCUAUAGAAUGGGAGGUCCUAUUCAUUCAGCAUUAGCCAGACUCUAUAGAAUGGGAUGUCCUAUUCAUUCAGCAUUAGCCAGACUCUAUAGAAUGGGAUGUCCUAUUCAUUCAGCACUAGCCAGACUCUAUAGAAUGGGAUGUCCUAUUCAUUUAGCACUAGCCAGACUCUAUAGAAUGGGAUGUCCUAUUCAUUUAGCACUAGCCAGACUCUAUAGAAUGGGAUGUCCUAUUCAUUUAGCAUUAGCCAGACUCUAUAGAAUGGGAUGUCCCAUUCAUUCAGCACUAGCCAGCCUCUAUAGAAUGGGAUGUCCUAUUCAUUCAGCAUUAGCCAGACUCUAUAGAAUGGGAUGUCCUAUUCAUUUAGCAUUAGCCAGACUCUAUAGAAUGGGAUGUCCUUUUCAUUCAGCACUAGCCAGACUCUAUAGAAUGGGAUGUCCUAUUCAUUCAGGACUAGCCAGACUCUAUAGAAUGGGAGGUCCUUUUCAUUCAGCAUUAGCCAGACUCUAUAGAAUGGAAUGUCCUAUUCAUUCAGCACUAGCCAGACUCUAUAGAAUGGGAGGUCCUUUUCAUUCAGCAUUAGCCAGACUCUAUAGAAUGGGAUGUCCCAUUCAUUCAGCACUAGCCAGACUCUAUAGAAUGGAAUGUCCUAUUCAUUCAGCAUUAGCCAGACUCUAUAGAAUGGGAUGUCCUAUUCAUUCAGCAUUAGCCAGACUCUAUAGAAUGGAAUGUCCUAUUCAUUCAGCAUUAGCCAGACUCUAUAGAAUGGGAUGUCCUAUUCAUUUAGCACUAGCCAGACUCUAUAGAAUGGGAUGUCCUAUUCAUUUAGCAUUAGCCAGACUCUAUAGAAUGGGAUGUCCCAUUCAUUCAGCACUAGCCAGCCUCUAUAGAAUGGAAUGUCCUAUUCAUUCAGCAUUAGCCAGACUCUAUAGAAUGGGAUGUCCUAUUCAUUUAGCACUAGCCAGACUCUAUAGAAUGGGAUGUCCUAUUCAUUUAGCAUUAGCCAGACUCUAUAGAAUGGGAUGUCCCAUUCAUUCAGCACUAGCCAGCCUCUAUAGAAUGGAAUGUCCUAUUGAUUCAGCACUAGCCAGACUCUAUAGAAUGGGAUGUCCUAUUCAUUCAGCACUAGCCAGACUCUAUAGAAUGGGAGGUCCUAUUAAUUUAGCAUUAGCCAGACUCUAUAGAAUGGGAGGUCCUAUUCAUUUAGCAUUAGCCAGACUCUAUAGAAUGGAAUGUCCUAUUGAUUCAGCACUAGCCAGACACUAUAGAAUGGGAAGCCAGUAACAGAAUUGGAUACUUGGGGGGUGUUUGGGGUUACAUUUCAUGAAUGUGCUGUACAAAAAACUGCUGACCGAAGCAGGAGUAAAGAACUUAGCUUUUAACCCCUGCAGAUGUGGAAGGGCCUAACUAGGGUGAAGGUUUUAACCCUUUAUUUACUUUUAUCUGUGACAAUUCCCCUCUUCUGGUGCCACAGGUGAUGGUUCUAGGCAAGGUAUAUCCAGGUAUAGUAGUUAUACCUGUGGGACUUUAAUUAUAUCUUCACCUCGGUUCCCUUGCCAUCUCACACCAAAAGAGCCAUCAAGGAAGACUUGUCCAGAUAUCUGUGGGUUACGGGAUAAUUAUAUAUAUAUAUAUAUAUAUAUAUAUAUAUAUAUAUAUAUAUAUAUAUAUAUAUAUAUAUAUGUAUGUUUAGGGGAAUAUGUAUUCAUGGCUUAGGUAAAACAACUCAUUUUCCAUCACAUGCCUACUGAUCAGCUCAGGUAUCAACCAGCAGACACGUAGUCCCUGCCAUUGUGCCUAAACGCUUUAUUUUCUCUUUCUUCUCAGAUCACAGCUGCACUUACUUCAAACAUUUCACCUCAGGGGAGAAUGCUGAAAUCUUUGAGGUGACUACUCAGAAAGGUAGAGUAUAUACACUGAUUGUUUUGAUUUUUUUUUUUUUAUGACCUCGACAUUUGCUGCUUGUUUGAAUAUUUAACAGAGCUUUAUUGCAAUAAAUGUCACAGAAAAUUGUCUAAAUGAACUUUCCAAGCACCAAAACCACUACAGGCAACUGGUCUGGUUACCCUGUCAGGAGUAAUUUGUUAAACCGUUGUAUAAGCCUUUAGAUUGUAAGCUCAUGGGCAGGGCCCUCUACCUUAUGCAAUGGUCUGUCUUUUUCCCCCACUUGUACAGUGCUGCAGAAUAUGUUGGUGCUUUAUAAAUGCCAGUUAUAAAUGUAAAUAAAUAAAUAACAGUUUGACAACUUACCUGGGUCUCAAAGUGUGCCAGCAUCUGGCCUUCUUCUAUAAGAGUAGCUUGGCAUCUUCACUGAACUAAGUAGAGGACCUCACUCAUUGGUUAACAAACAACAGAUGACACGCUCAGCCAAUGAGAGCUGCCGUGCCUGCUUAGUAUAUACAUUAAUUCAUUGUAUUCGUCUUUUAACAAUUUGAUCAAUUUAACUACCAAUCAAUCCGUUAGGGAAACCUAAUUUCAAGUGUUAAAACAAAAAUCGAUACGUUGAAAAAAAAAAAAAAAAAUUACAUUUAUUAAAAUGAAUCUAAAUGGUUUCCGGGAAGAUGAAUUUGUGUAAAACCAUCUGAUUUGUUUAAAGAUGAGUGCAACAAAUACACGUCUACUGCUUAGCCAUGUAGAGCUGACCGGAUCUUCCUGGAAACAGGGGGUGAGGGUACAGGUGCUCAGCUGGACCCAGGUAAGUUGUCAAACAGCUCUAAACAGUCUGACAAAUUAGUUUUCAAUGGCACCAGGAAACUCCAGGCACCGGCAUAACUGUAGUGGGCUGUUGUGGUUAUGAUGCUUGGAAUGUUCGAUAAACUUAAUUUAAAAAAUGAAUAAAUAGAGAAAAUUAAGGGGGAAAAGGGGAGGCAUAUUCUGUUUAAAUUAUACAAAUCCUCAAUUUCUCUUACAUUUGUCCUGAGUGCGGUUAUGAAUCCGUGUCACAGUCAAUCCAGCAAACGAUAUAUGUAAAUGAAGAAAGGCUGGUUGCCUUUGCAAGGUUAUUAUAACAGUGUAAAACAACGACAUUAUAAUGCAGAUUGCAUAAUGAUAACACUGUUGGUGUACAGACGUACAGCGAUUGCUAUGUGUGCUGUCAACUGAACGAGAGGUGUGCGAUGCAUGAAAGGUUGUGCCCAGAAGAUCUGCGAGGACUAUGCUUUUUUUGAUUGUCUUUUUUGAAGCAGAAGUGAAACUUUGUUUAUACAGCCCAUGUAAGCAACCCUUCACUUUAUGUAAUUUUGAGUGUUUCAUUUAUAUAUCUACCUAUAUAUCUGCAAUGUGUCAGGAAUGCUGGUGAUGUGUAAUAACGCUUUAAAAGCGAUGGAAUUUAUAUGUCCCCAAUCAUCGUUGAAUUCCUAGUUACUGGUUUGUGUUAAUGAUAGAAGCCGAUUAUCAGCUCGGAUAUUUUUGUAUAUUGGACAAUGGGGUUAAUUUAAGCUUGGUAUUAACAUACGGGAAGACUGUCAGUGCUUAUUGACUAACGUCAUAAUGGAAUCAGGUCAUUUGUACCAUUUUCAUGGUAUUCAUUUUUAUUUGAUUUCAUGAUUUUGUUGAUUAUUUAAUUUUUCUUUGUGUGUUUACAUUUUCUCUCCACGUAGAAAUAGAAUUUAGUUGAUAUGCCCUCUCUUUUCCCGGCUGUGGUUUAGUGUGUGAUUGUAAUCUCACAUUAACAAUAAAAAGACAGAAUAUUGAAACAGGAGUGUGACCUUGAUAAUGAAUUUUUAUACACAAAACGCGUUGGUUGCUGACUAUUAGCCGCAAUAGCGAGAUAGCUGGUCGCUGUAUGCCGUCCGUGUGUAUUAUACAAACAUUUCUUUUGAAUAAAAGUUUGUUUUAACAUGAAAUGAGCGAGCAGUGCUUAAUCACCAUGGCAACCAGUAUUUCUUAAUUUACAGGUUCUGUAAAACUACAAUAAAUGCAUUUGGAAAUCAGCCUGUGUAAAUAAAACCACUUUUGGUUCUGUUCUAAAUGACUUUUUCAGUUACAUAAAUGGUUAUUAGCGCCCCAUAAACGCCUGGCCCUAUUCUGGAAAGACCCUUCAAUAUGCGACCCCCCCUCAAGGCCUACCUCCCAAUGUUGGGACAUGGUAUGGUAAUUUACGUAAAUACACGCAGAAUAUGAAGUUAAAGCAGUGAAGCCCAAAUUGUGAAUUGAGAACCAAAACAAAAUUUAAGCACAAGUAUCUAAUUUGGAAAGUUCAAGACCUUCCAUGGUCCAUGCGUUGUUUUAUGGUGGCCCCCAGGAAGAAGCAGAAGGUUUGAAAUCCUGGGAUGUGAUUGGAUGUCCAGUUCGCUAAUGCCUUUUCCCCCUCCUAUUCCCCAUUGACAGAAUACAGCAUCUCUGCAGCGGCGAUCGCCAUCAUCGGAGUUGGUUUCAUGGCUAUGGGUAUGGUGUGUACUCUCCUGUCCUUUAAACAGAAGCUGGAUUACCUGUUAAAACCAGCUGGACUUUUCUUCGUCUUUUCAGGUUAGUGUGUUUGCAAAAAUUACAUGUGAAUAUCAGGACAAGGGACACAUUUAUUUUCUUCUCCUGCGAAGACAGAAUUGUACAGCAGACAGGAGAAGGCCAUUAAUUUAACCGUAUCUGUGGGUUGUCUUAUCACCAACUACAAUAUGAACUGCAGCCAAUCGGAAUACAACACAGACCUCAAAAUAUCUCCCGGUCAGUUCUUAUUUUCCCAGAUAUCCCAGCCUCAGCAGCACUAGUUCAGAUAAAAGUCAUAUAUAUUACAGUGUUACUUUUUGUAAAACUAAGAAUAUAUAAAAGGUGUGCUGUGUCUUUAAGAUAUUCAACUAUUUUAUAUCAGUGUAAAAUAUAAAUUAAAUAACUUCUGCAAAAUCUCAAAUAGUGUCUACUACAUUGAAAUAUCACCAUAUGUAUAUAAAGUGCCAAAUAGUGUACACUGUGAUACCCUUACUGUACACAAUAGCAAUUGAUACUGCACGGCUGUCCUUUUGGGAGUUCAAUAUUGGCGUUUCACACUUUCAUGGUGUAUACAGAGUUGCACUAUUUGUUCGUUUUUUUUUUUAUGUUUCCGGAUGUUAUAGAAGAAUUGCUAUUAUGUACAGUAAGUGUAUCACAGUGUGUACACAUUUUUGCACGUUAUUUAAUUUAUAUUUUACACCGAUAUAAAACAUUUGCAUGUCUUAAAGACAGCGCACCUUUUUAUAUAUAUUCUAAGAUCUAUAUAUACAGUUUUGCCAGUUUCCACAAAAUAGUAAAAUAAAAUGAAAACAUGAAAAUGUGAUCUUUCUUUUCCCCAGGUCUCUGUAUGAUCAUCUCGGCGGAGGUCAUUAGACAGUCCGUUCACCGCAUGAUAGACAGCAAGGACACGGUCUGGAUCGAGUAUUACUAUUCCUGGUCUUUCGCCUGCGCCUGUGCGUCCUUCGCCCUGCUCUUCAUUUGUGGAAUAGCUCUUGUUCUAAUCUCCUUGCCGAGGAUGCCGAGGAACCCCUGGGAAAGUUGCAUGGACGCCGAGCCCGAUAUGUAAAUAAAAUUAAAAUAAAAAGCACACCUACUGCGGAUAUGGCUGACGCAAGGAUAGGAGACAAGGGGUUAAAUAAUCCGUUCUAGUUGCUGAAGGAACAGGUCACGUUCCCUUACAUCAAAAAGGACAAGGAGCGCAGCUUUUUAAAGAAUUUGUUUAUAACCCAAAUUUAUAGGUAUUUAAGCUUUCCACUUCCGUUACCACGUUUCUGAUUGGUUCGGAGAGGCAGCGAGCGCAGUGAAUAGCUGGUGAGCAACAUAGCUGGGAAGCAAUGUCUUAAAAUCUUCCUCAGACCCUCCCCCCAGUACGGCAAUACCUCUCAUGUAUGUACCUAUAUACUGCCAGUGUGUAUUUAGUAGAGUCCGCUGCAAUUAACGCCAACAAUCCACCCAGAGUCUCGGUAGCAGGGAUACGCUAUGUGGCAUGCGGUCUAUUUAAAACGUUAUUUAAUUAGCUUUAAAUAGCCUGGAAUACAUGAUCCCAAGGCCUUGAGCAACAAAUGCCUAUGAUUUGUCAUCUCCUUUCAGUAGUGGCUGAAAUUUAAGUGCGUAAUACUCCUGGCUCUGAGAGAGUCUUAAAGACAUAUUCAGGAUUUAUUCUAGUUAAAUUCACUCGGUAUAUUUAAAGCCAUUAUGUUGUGUGUGUGCUAGGUUUGGGUGGAAGAGUAUUUUUAUGAUAUUGGGGGGGUGGGGGGGGUUGAUGGGAGGGUGGAGAUUUGUAACGAAAUAAAGU
Messenger RNA from Pelobates cultripes (western spadefoot toad), 30142 nucleotides. The record is from the annotation of a GenBank genome assembly. NCBI's taxonomy places the organism in Eukaryota, Metazoa, Chordata, Amphibia, Anura, Pelobatidae.